Messenger RNA from Manihot esculenta (cassava), 1670 nucleotides. RefSeq names its product AP2-like ethylene-responsive transcription factor At2g41710. The transcript is spliced from 9 exons. Gene Ontology annotation, biological process: regulation of DNA-templated transcription. The record is from RefSeq and is a predicted model, not a curated record. Bases 151 to 1434 code for a protein of 427 amino acids. NCBI's taxonomy places the organism in Eukaryota, Viridiplantae, Streptophyta, Magnoliopsida, Malpighiales, Euphorbiaceae. Gene Ontology annotation, molecular function: DNA binding; DNA-binding transcription factor activity.
UCUAAACCCCCUUCCAGAAAGAAACCUGCUCUCUUUCACUCGGCUUAACUGUUUGAAAAUCCAAAGCUUUUGAUUUCUCUUCUCUGGUUCUUUAUUCCCCGUUCUCUCUUCUGUAUCUUUCUCCUAGAGUUUUGGAUUCUGUUUUCCACCAUGGCUUCCUCUUCUUCGGAUCCUGGGCUCAAACCAGAAGUUGGUAGUGGCAGUGGUAGUGGCGGUGGUAGUGGUGGUGGAGAGAGUUCGGAAGCUGUGAUAGCAAAUGAUCAGCUAUUACUCUACAGAGGACUAAAGAAACCGAAGAAAGAGAGAGGCUGCACUGCCAAAGAACGUAUCAGUAAGAUGCCUCCUUGCACUGCCGGUAAACGCAGCUCCAUUUAUCGUGGAGUCACCAGACAUAGAUGGACUGGUAGAUAUGAAGCUCACCUUUGGGAUAAAAGUACAUGGAACCAGAAUCAGAACAAGAAGGGAAAACAAGUAUACUUGGGGGCUUAUGAUGAUGAGGAGGCUGCAGCUAGAGCAUAUGAUCUUGCUGCCUUAAAGUAUUGGGGACCUGGGACUCUCAUUAAUUUUCCAGUUACUGAUUAUACCAGAGACCUUGAAGAAAUGCAGAAUGUGUCAAGAGAGGAAUACCUGGCAUCUCUUCGGAGAAAGAGCAGUGGCUUUUCAAGAGGAAUUUCUAAAUACCGUGGGCUUUCCAGUCGAUGGGAUUCAUCAUUUGGCCGCAUGCCCGGUUCUGAAUAUUUCAGUAGCAUAAAUUAUGCUGAUGACCCAGCAGCAGAAAAUGAAUAUGUGGGAAGUCUUUGUUUUGAAAGAAAGAUUGAUCUAACAAGUUAUAUCAAAUGGUGGGGGUCCAAUAAAACUCGUCAAGCAGACUCCAUCUCAAAGUCAUCAGAAGAAACCAAAUGUGGUUAUGUUGAAGAUAUUGGUGAACUUAAAACAUCAGAAUGCGCCAUCCAGCCUACUGAGCCUUACCAGAUGCCUCGUUUGGGCAUGCCUGUUGAUGGAAAAAAGCAUAAAGGUUCAAAAAUCUCUGCCUUAAGCAUUUUGUCACAAUCAGCGGCAUACAAAAACUUGCAAGAGAAGGCUUCAAAAAAGCAAGAAAACAAUGCUGAUAAUGAUGAGAAUGAAAACAAAAAUACCAAUAACAUGGACUAUGGUAAGGCAGUGGAAAAGCCCACAACUCAUGAUGGCAGUAAUGAAAGGCUUGGAGCUGCAUUAGGAAUGAGUGGGGGGUUGUCUCUUCAAAGAAAUGUGUACCAACUGACUCCUUUCUUGUCUGCCCCACUUCUAACCAACUAUAAUACCGUUGAUCCCCUAGUAGACCCCAUCCUUUGGACAUCUCUUGUUCCUGUUCUUCCCACUGGACUUCCUCGUAAUUCUGAGGUUACAAAGACAGAGACCAGUUCUACUUACACUUUCUUUCGGCCAGAGGAGUGACUGCAUUUCCAUGUUGGUUCUGUAACAGGCCUGCUAUGGAUCACAACAUGAAAAAUGCAAGGAAAAAGUACUGAUAGGUCCUUUGUUAUUUUUUUAUUCUUUAUUUUUGUGCUUUUAAGGACCCCCCAAUCCCUAGCCCCUCUUUUUUUUUUGCUGUUUAAUAAUUACAUAUGUCUCAGAGAAUAUACAAAGGAACAUCAAUAUAUAUGUAUAUUAAUCACGUGUAGGGUUCAGCA